Molecule: messenger RNA, 1990 nt
Organism: Hemibagrus wyckioides
Lineage: Eukaryota; Metazoa; Chordata; Actinopteri; Siluriformes; Bagridae
Gene: lg11h1orf210
Product: linkage group 11 C1orf210 homolog
Exons: 5
Coding region: 412-1401 (329 amino acids)
Molecular function (GO): protein binding
Source: RefSeq, a predicted model, not a curated record
GCUGACUUUUCCUUUAAUUAACUUUGUAAAUAAUGGAUGCACGAGUUGUUUGUACAAUAAAUGAUUAAAAAAAAGUUCUUGCUCAAAAUCCUGACAGCGUGAUGCAGGAUCUAACAUUGCAUAUUCCCUGUGACUUGAUAAGCCUGCUGAAACAGCUAGACGUGACGGUAUCACGUGUCUCACUGUAUGCUGUUGUUACUCCUAAUGUGUUAACUAUAAACACAAAAUGCUUAGUUAGUCACGACCUUGUGACUCUUCCUUUCUGAUCACAACAAGACAAGCGCUAGGAAAUCUGGACACGAACCUACAGACAUAUGGAAGAGGGUUUACACUUAUUCUGUUGGGUAUAUGGAUAGAAUUCACGGUAUUUCCUGCCAUGUGAUAUGUGGUGGUGAAAGGAAACAGUAGAGGAUGUGCUCUGCAGCUUAUUCCCUGUGUAUGCUCUUCAGUCUCUGGGCCUCAUCUUUAUGCCAUACACUCGUAACUGUGGGACCCUGUGUGGCCGAUACAGAGAAGGCUACCUUUGAUUGCAGCAGACGUGACCUAAUGUCUGUACCCCAGCAAAUAUGGCCAAACGUGACUGAGCUAGACCUCUCUGAGAACCACCUACAUUUAUUACGCACUAAAGCCCUGAAGAAAUUGAGGCACUUGGACCAUUUGAUCAGGCUCAAUUUAUCAGGGAAUGACCUCCCCCUACUGGUAAAGCAGAGCUUCUACCUCUUCCCCUCUCUGGAAAUACUGGACCUCAGUAGAUGCAAGUUGGCUGCAAUUGAGCCUGGGGCUCUGCUCAGCUUUCCCAGACUGCGAAAGCUGUUUCUAAGUAUCACUGAUCUACAAACCCCAAUGUCUGCUGUACUUCAAGGUCAUGGAAGGGUUGAAGUUGUAGAUCAUACCAGUAAUCUUCAAGCAAGUGACAGAACUAAAGAGGUGGUGCAAGGUCAUAGCAGUGUCGACUUCAACAUGGGCAUCCAUAAUUUAUUCCUACGCAAACUACUAGUAGAAAGCUUGGAGAGCCUCAAUGCAACAGAGGUCAUUGAUAAAAAGUCUUCAGACAGCUGGAAGUACCUUGUGUCAGUCCUGGUGAUAGCCAUCAGUCUCUCUGUGCUCAUUGCCAUCGGGGCAAAGUGUAAAAUCCUCCAUCGGUAUUUGGCAAGCUACAGGCACUCAAGGCUCAGUGAAGGGGAUGGGGCAAGUCAAUGUGACCCUGCAAGUUUUGAGGUGGGAUUCUCCAGCCGAGGCAAUAUCCCAAAUUCAGAUAUGGAAAAUGGAAACCUGGAGGAUGAUGACGAUGGAUUCAUUGAAGACAAUUACAUCCAAGCAAGUGAGAGGGAAAGAGCAGCGCGAGAGGCCGAACAUUGGCAGGAGGAUGAUGAGGACAUGGAAGAGUUCAGCAUCGGAUAAACAAAAACAUGAGCUGAGUAUGAGGUGUGCGUGGGACUGUUAUUUUUAAUCCCAUUCCCACCCACUACUGAAGAAGUUCUGACUAAUUCUGCCUGUUCCUGCAGUCAAUACUGUGUGCACUUGCACGUGAAAAUUUUCUGACGAACUCAGUUGUCAAAAUGUAAGCAAAUAUUUUACAAUUACGAGGAUAAACCAGUUACUGAUGAUGAAAGCGGAAAAUGUCACAAUGAUCUACACCAUAAGCACCACACAACCACUGUGUAUGAUCUCUUGUUGAUGUUAAUUAGCCUUUCGGUAUCCCACAUGCUUCAUAUCUGACCACUCACCCCCCACCCACAAUACUGUGAAAACAUUUGUUGGUUGCCACAGGAGCCCAGGCCCAAUGCACCCCCCUUCAGCGUGAGGUUUUCUACCAUGCGAUGGAAUAUGAUAACUAGCAGCAGGUCUUGAUUAACCUACAAAUGAUCCUUUUUUUUCUAGAGAUCAUUUAAGAUUAAUAUUUUGUGUAAUGAUUUAAUGACCUACACUCCAUCUCUUCAUGUUUUGUUAAGUUUUUUAGUCUACAUCAAUAAAAGCAUAUGUCGCCAUA